AUGAGGAAAGGCUUCUUUUCCAGAGUGCACUACAGUAAUUGCGUUCAUCACAAGUAUAAAAAAAGCACAGAAAAGUACAACAGCAAAGGUGCGGGUAAGUUAUUAAAGAAUCUGAAUUAUUACUCAAGAAAUGAAAAGAAAGAAAUUUUAAAAAAAAUUCAUGAAAAUAUUAUUCUUAAAAAAAAUCAUUUGAAAGAAGAACUGUCCCAAUUUUAUAUAAAUGAUAAAGAUGUGAAGGAAAUUUUCGAGAAGGAAAAAAUUUCUGAUCAGGAUGAUAAAUUAGCGAUAAUUAAGCAGGUGGAAAGUAACGAAGAAGCGCUAAUAAGUAAGUUUAACAAUUUCUGCGAUUUGCUUCAUUUUUCUUUACAAAAUUUAGAGAGACAAGGGGGACCAUCCGCAAACAAGAGGAGGACAUUUAAACCGAGUGAUAUCAUCAACUGCGCAAACAACAAUGUAUUUGAGAUACACGAAUGGGUUACAACUAAUUUGGACUUGAUAAAAAAGUUUUUGGUUUUCAUUGAUAAAAAUUUAGACGCAUAUGAAAGAACAUCCCAUUGGUUUAAAACCUGUUUCUGCCUCAACAAGUUUGUAAUAUAUUUUUUUAAUUAUUCCUUCCCAUUCAUUGAAUUUUUCGAUUCGAAGCUCUUGUCCAAGUAUUGCCAUUUGUUUAUAAAAUUAAGCCUUUUGGACAAUUCUCCUUUUGUUUCUAAGCAGAAAGAGAAAAAGGUAGAAAAUAUAUACACUGUAAAUAUAUCAAAUGAGGAGAUCUUCGAUUUGGUAAAAAAUAACAACAAAAAUGUGAUCAGAUUGUUGUUACUGUUGAGUGCGCGGAAGAGCCACGUAUACAUGCUAUAUGUGAAGAAGACGAAAAUUAGAGAAUGGAUUGAAAAUGUGAAUUCUUAUCUUGUAGAAAGUGUGAUGGGAGGUCGAGGGGGGUCAAGGCAAAUGCCCAUGUUUGUAGACGAACCCAGUUAUGAUAGUAAAGAAGUUCUAGAACGGCCGUAUGAAGAAAAGUUUGGCGAAAAGGAUAACCAAAUGGACAACAGAACAAAUUACCAUAGCUACUUCAUUUGCCUAUAUUUCAAUCAGCUUUACUUAGUAAACAAAUUGGUGAGUAAUUAUGUUUCAUUCCUGCCCUAUAUGAAUGACAAUAUAUUGCCGCUUCUGGAUUGUAUAGGAGUAUUAUGUGAGGGCAUUUUAGAAGAGGACCAUUUGAGCGAAAGGAAAAUAAAAAAUCUGACUCUUCUUCUGAGCAGUAGGAAUGUAGAAAAAUACGUAAUAAAGGACAUAAUGGCAGAUGCUCCGUUAUCUAGGUGCAUUCAGAUGAGUGGAUAUGAUAUUGGGGGAAGGAAUUCACCCGUCAGUGCUAAGGUUGAAGAAAUGGGUUUCCCAGGUGAGGGGUUAAGUUACACGGAAAAUGGAAACAUGUUAGUGUGUGGGGGUGAUAGCAGAAGGACAAAUGGGUUUACGCCCCACGUGGAAGAAGAUUCACUGCUGAGGAGGAGCUUCUUCCAUGAGGAACGCUUUCUAAAACUGCACGUAAACACAAAGCGUAAUUUGAAACUCCUUUUUGAAAACAUGACGCAUUUCUUCAUCUUGAGCGACUGUGAAGGAAUCCUAAAAUUUUUGCAAACUGUGUACCUAACGAGAUAUAUGAAUAUGUGGAGCACAAAUAUUUUAUUCUAUAGCAUAUGGGUGAAUGCAGAAUUUUUAAAAAUGUACCAAGUGAAGAAUGUGUUGUUUUUUCUUUCCCUGUUUAAGAGCAACUUCAUUUUAAAGAACAUGGAUUUGGGAAGCUCCAUUUAUAGUUGGUAUAAUAAACAGUUAAUAUUCUACCUGAGAAAAAAGGUAGAAAUUUAUUUCGAAAACAACACAUUGGAAAGUAGCAUCAAGAGUGUGUUCAUCUUGUCCGAUUUAUUGAGUCACAACAAAGUGAUUAAAAAAAUUUUACUAAAAAAGUUAGUUCUGUUAAAUUUUAAUAAUACACAGCCGAGUCUUUUCUGUCAAAUUUUUUUCUUACUAAAUAAGCUAAGAUUUGAUGCAAGCAAUACGUUAUUUUGUGAGCUAUUUUUGAAACAUUACAAGAGGGUUAUUCACUCCUUGACGUGUGUAGAAACAUUAGAUUUGAUUAAAAAUGUGGAGUAUUUAAUAACUAGGAAGAAAAGAAAAAUAUUCGUCGUUCUGAUUUUGUAUUUUUUUAGGAAGUUUGAGCAAAGUACGGCUGCGGGAAGUAGCUCCCCCCCACUUCUCAAUGUAAGUUACAUUUUUAAGCUAAUGAACAUUAUAAACAAGUUUAAAUUGUUUGAAUAUUGCAGGAAGGAUUAUUUUUUGCCAAUUUAUCGAUUUAUUUUUUUCACAAAAGAAGGGAAAAAUGGAGUAGAGGAAGAAGCAGCAUGGGUCUCAUCCGAUAACCGCAAUGGUAUGGACACAUCGAAAUGUAACCACUAUUCUUUUUUAAUAAAAAAUAACCAAACGGUAUUGCUUGAUGUGGGGGAAGUAGAAACAAGGGAGAAAGGGAAAGGACUUCAACUGUUGAGGGAACAUAAAGGAUGUAAGGAUGCUUAUAUGGUUGAGCGAAAUCAGGAAGAUAUAAAAUUCGUAGGCAGUAAGCUAAAUGGGCAAAGGGACUUGAUGUGCACAAAAUACUUGAGGGUAAAAUUGGAAGUAUUAACAACCAGCGAAAUAUUAGAUUUAAUCUUCUUCAGCAUAAACAUAAGGAAAAAUGUUUACCUCAUUGGUGAGCUACAUACAGAACUGUUUUAUAGGAUCCUCCGAAAUGCGAACUUUUCGAAAAAGCAAGUAGCCCUAUGUUUUAGAAGCAUAUGGAUGUCCAGAGUUUUUCACCUCAACUUUUUUGAGGCCCUAACAGAAAUUGUAACGAACAACAUAAAAAUGGUUAGUAACUCCAUUUUCGCGUUGGAUAUAUUGCUAUGCUUGUGUUCGUAUAAGCAUAGGAACGUAUACGACCCUUUGAUAGUUUCCCUUUUUGAUAUAUGCUUCGACGAUAUUGAUAAAAUUUUAAAAAAUAUGAAAAUACAAGUUCUUUUUUACUGCUGUGUUGUAUUUUUGGAAGUGUACUACCCUCUGCUAUUUUUGAAAGUCAUAAGAAGAGGGAGAAACGUUUUUCGAAAAAAGGGAACGAACAGUUCAGGAAUGCGGCAAGGAGGUGGGGUAGGCUUAAAUGGAAACUUCCCGAAGAAGGUGGAACCUUUAGGAGGGAGUCAGCAAAAUGGAGUUCCUUGCAACCGUGUUGGUGACACCCCGGUGGAGCGUGAAAUAGAGACGAGUGUAAAAAGUAUGGAAAGGAAAGACGCACAGAAUGGGAUACAGAGCGAUAUACCCAGUGAUGUGGUGAACGACAUGCUAAGGGACCCAGUUGGAAGGGGUGAAAAGGAAGGUGAACUGAUAAUGGCGAUGCAAAAAAAAACAGACAUUUGUUUGGAGGACAGCGGAGAUCCUCAGAACACCGCCGAUGUACUAAAAUAUUUGAAGCAAGUUUUCCUUUUGCAGCAAAAAAAACUUGCAUACAGUUACGACCUAAUUAAGUUCUGUGAAAUAUUGCACAAAUUAAAGAUAACAAAGAUUAAGGUUAAUAAUAUCCCCAACGUUUUUUUUAAAAAUCACGAAAUUGAUGAUUUGCUUGUGUUGAAUGUGUUUUAUCCAGCCUUAAAAUUCUGCAUCAUUUUUACAAAAGGUGAGAAGGCAUCAAAAAAUUUGAACAAAAUGAUUCAUGUGUCGAAAAUUGGUAAGAAGUCGGACGUGCAUAAUGUGAACCAAGGCGCUGUGGACGUUUUACUCACUGAAGAAAAAAACUUUUCUGAAGGAGCGUUCAAUUCGCACAGAAUCCUCCGCUGUAAUAGAGAGAGUGUAAGUACCCCCGGUGAUGUUGAUAAGGACAACCUGUUUAGUAUCCCUUCUCACAACUGCCGCGAGAACGAUGUGGACAUCCUCGCGCAAAAACUAUAUUUACUUAAAAAGCACAAAAUAAACAACAUGGUAAUACCCAUAGAAAAGGUCGACUUGUUUUUUAAAGUAAACCUUGUGGAGGAACAAAAUGCGAUCAUAAACGAAUCGAACAUGAUAUUUGACAAGGUUUAUCAGCAAAUUUUAGCAAGUAAGAGGAGGGAGAUUUUGGCCGAUCGUAACAUCUUAGCAUCGCUUAUGAGGAAGCAGUUGGAGUUUAUUUUCCACUUAAGUUAA
This is a messenger RNA of Plasmodium cynomolgi strain B, 4200 nucleotides long. RefSeq lists its product as hypothetical. NCBI's taxonomy places the organism in Eukaryota, Apicomplexa, Aconoidasida, Haemosporida, Plasmodiidae. The transcript is spliced from 2 exons. The record is from RefSeq and is a predicted model, not a curated record. The coding region runs from base 1 to 4200 and encodes 1399 amino acids.